AUGGCUGGCAGUCCAAAUACAUCCGACGAGGCCGUGGACCGAGCAGCAGCGUCACUGCGCGCCGCCUCAUCCGGCGGUUUCGCACCGUUGGUUGAGCUCCUUCUCAAGAGGCACGAAAAGUCGUUUCCCGACGUGUUCAAAGACAAGAUCCUUAACGGCAAGGACAAGGACGGGGCCGGCCCCUUGUUCUCCGCCGCCUUUGUCGGCCAUGCUGAUGUGAUCGAGGUACUCCUUGCUCAGAAGGGCAUCGACGUCAACCUGAAGAACACCAAGGACUGGACUCCCCUCCGAGCGGCGCUGAGCAACGACAACGAACUCGCAUCCGAAUUGUUGGUAGAAGAAGACGCCGUGACUGCCACCAAGGAGUUUCAUGUCAAUUGGAACCCACUCUGCCAUGCCGCUGGUGUCGGCUACGUUCAUGUCGUCAAGUCCCUUCUCGGUAAAAAGGGUGUCAAAGAGGAGAUCAACCUGCAGGACGGUGACGGGAUGACGGCGCUGUAUCUGGCUUCGACUAAUGGGCAUACAAGAGUGGUCAAGAGUUUGUUGAAAUCUGGGGCCAAACACAACCAGGAGAGCAAGGGGUAUCUUAUGCCAUUGUACGGGGCUGCCACAAGUGGUCAUGCCCGCAUUGUCGAGAUCCUCUUGGACGCGGGCGCAGACCCCAGCCCCAGGACCCAUGACGGCGACUCCGCCAUGGAUGCGGCCGUCAAGGGCGGUCAUGCUACCGUUGCCGAGUUGCUGAUGGACCACCUUGCCAAGGUGGAAGAGAGGCAGAGUGGCAGGCAGACUGGAACUGGUGCCUCAGGGGGUGGGGGUGGUGGAGGCGGGAAUGUCGGGGCCGGGGGAGGAACUGCCGUCAACAGCUAA
Molecule: messenger RNA, 867 nt
Organism: Podospora anserina S mat+
Lineage: Eukaryota; Fungi; Ascomycota; Sordariomycetes; Sordariales; Podosporaceae
Exons: 1
Coding region: 1-867 (288 amino acids)
Molecular function (GO): protein binding
Source: RefSeq, a predicted model, not a curated record